AUUACAACACAGCAGCAACAGUCAGCGCAGUCUUGUUUGUAUACGGCAGGUGGAGAGGAAAAGUCUCGUUUACGCAACUGACAUCCUUUAACCACACAAAAUGCCACAAAUGCACCCGUGACACCGCGACAAUCCUCGAGUUUUGUGGCUGACCAUUCACGCAGGACCUAACAGCAGCUGACAGACAGACAGACCGGGCUGACCCAAGUUGACCGGAGACAUUUUUAGACGGAUUCUGCCAUUUCAACCUCCCUGUUGAGUGAGAGAGAGAGAGGACAGAAGACACAUCAGUCAUGGACUACGCCGCUUCAGAGAGCCACUGCUCGGAGCUGGUGGCCAGAGAGAGGAGCGGACAUACCGCUGUGGUGGAGGACAACCUGCUGUAUGUGUGGGGAGGAUAUGUGUCAGUUGCUGAUAAUGAAGUUUUCCUAUCCAACAAUCAAAUCUGGGUGUAUGACCUACAGCAGGGUGUAUGGGAAAUGUUUCACAUGACUGGUGAAGUACCUCCCCCAAUGUCUGGGUCCUGCGGCUGCUCUCUGAAUGGACACUUGUACAUAUUUGGAGGUUGUGAUGUCAACGGACAGACCAAUCAGAUUUACUGUGUCAACCUGACAGACGGUAAUUACACGUGGAGGAAGAUCAUACCUGAGAGAGGCUGUGCUCCCUCACCUCGAGACAAAGUGUCCUGCUGGAUUCAUGAAGGACGGUUAAUCUACUUUGGAGGGUAUGGUCACAAACUACUGGCUGAUAUCGACCACAGGAACAGAAGCUUUAUUGUAGAUGAAGCAGCAUGGGUGGAGGACGUUUAUUGGGGAUGGAACAACGAGGUUCACAUAUUUGACCCCGUGCAAGCCAGUUGGAGUGAACCACAAACUCAUGGACAUUCUCCGGCCCCUAGGGCCGCUCACGCCAGCGCCACCACUGGUUGCAGAGGAUACAUCUUUGGAGGCAGAGUCAUGGAAACAAGGAAAAGUGACAUUCACUUUCUGAAUUUAGAAACAUGGACCUGGUCAGAAAUAGUCCCUGUGUCGUCGUCUCCAGUGGGCAGAUCGUGGCACUCACUCACAGCUGUUUCAGACAGGACCUUGUUCCUGUUUGGAGGUCUCAGUUCAGACUGCAAACCAAUGAGUGACGGGUGGCUGUUUGAUGUCGAAGCAAAGAAGUGGACAGAAAUUGAACAUCCUCACGAAAAUAAACCACGGUUGUGGCACACGGCGUGUCUCGGGAAAGACUCUGACGUUGUUGUGUUUGGUGGAAGCUGUGACUACAUCCUUCUUGUCGACACAGGUCACUGCAAUGAUGCACUCGUUUUUCAGAUGCAACCAUAUCCCUUGUUCAGGAUUUGUGAAGAUUUCAUUGCAAAGAACGUGAGGAACAAUGAGUUGCUCCGAAACCAGCUUCCCCUGCUGCCGCCCCAACUACUCACGGCUGUACAGAGGAGGAUGGCUUUCUACAGACCUUCCAAGAAGCAAACAUAAUCACGAAAUGCCUAGAAUAUUUUCAUAUCAUGGCUUAUUUUUUAUUAUGAUUAUUAUUAUUAUGUUAAAGAGGCAACAAACAACUUUCCUGCCCCUGGUGGUUCCUGGGCUGAAUGUUAUAAAACUGCAGAAGACAUUGGUAAGGACACAUAGCUGGUGUGUCCUUUCAUUUAAUUUGAAUUUCUGUCCUUGAAUACAGAAUGUUGUAGAGGUCCUUUGUAUCUUAAAAUUAUUUGCCAUUUUAUCGACAAAAGAAAAGGAAAAUGCUAUUGUUUUAUAAGUUAAAGAGAAAAAAGGUGUCUAUUCCAUCUUUAUCUAAGGACUGUGCUCUCUGCAAUGCCUCACUCACACUGUUGGGUUGUAUUUUUAUUUAAACAAACGUUUUUAUGUUACCAAUUACUGUUCACACACUUAAAAAAAAAAGUAAUCUCCUGUGGUGGAUUAUUGAACAGCUCACACACGCAGACCAACGUUUAAACCCCCCCCCACUGUGUUGCCAAUUUUUAUAUAUAAUGUAAAACAAAGAUACCAGAAAUCUUCAGGAAGUGCAACUUUUCUUAGAGCUGCAGUGCUUUUACUGUAAGUUACAGUAGUUUUUGUUGCUGUUAUCUUAUUCCAUUUAAAACUGCUCUCUGCUCUCUUUUAUUUUAAAGUAUUAUUAUUAUGGUGCUAUAUGAUACUGAUGACUGUGUUUAUGGGAUGUCUGUAAUGAUUAAAAGACACAGUGACAAGUC
Molecule: messenger RNA, 2212 nt
Organism: Solea solea (common sole)
Lineage: Eukaryota; Metazoa; Chordata; Actinopteri; Pleuronectiformes; Soleidae
Product: kelch domain-containing protein 1
Exons: 15
Coding region: 294-1478 (394 amino acids)
Molecular function (GO): protein binding
Source: RefSeq, a predicted model, not a curated record